CGCGGGCGACGAGCAUAAUCAACAGACCCAGGUUUCGACAUUCGGUAUAUGGCCAAAUCCAAGAAGAGAUAUGUACGGAACGAUGCUGCACUGAAGGAACAGCUCCUCGUCGAUCUCGACUCGCCCGCCAGCAAGCAGUCGAGUCUGCCCUCCAGCGCGCCCGACUCGGACGCGCCGAUCUACCGCCACCAUCACAACCCUCACAGUGACUUUGCGGAGGCAGCACAGCCGGAGGGAGCUGGGGAGGCUACUGUGCAGGAAGAGGGAGAGUUUGAGCGCGCGCUCGGCGCGCUCCAGUUCGAGCCGUCGCCGGUUGCGGAGCGGAUGGGCGGCGGCGCGCCUUGGGAGGGCGGGGCCGUGGUCGACGCCGACGACGAACAGCUCCAGGAAGAUUCUAGCGCGCUCCAGCUGGGGCACACACGUUCGCCCGUGCUCGCUCCCGUGCAGACCCCGCUCGACUCGCUCUCGCGCACGAUCCGCGCCGCGAUCCCGAGCCCGCCCCGCGUCUCGCGCCCGGUCUCCUUCGGCUCCUUCCUCCCGCCCUCCGCCGCGCUCAACCCGUCGCGGAGCACCGCCUCGUCCUCGCGCAGCCCCGCUCUGUCGUCUUCGCCGGCCGGCAAGCGACGCGGGUCGAGCGCGGCGAGCACCGAUCCCGCGGCGGACCUGCGCGGGUUGAGCGUCGAAGAAGACGUGUUCGUGAUGGACGAGGACGGGGGCGAGGAGCAGCGCGAGUCCCGAGGCGGCGUGCGGUACCCCGGGACGGGCGCGCCGGCCGAGGAGGCGGACCCCGUGCUGUGGGCCCGCUGGGACGAGUCCAUUGUAGGCCGUCGGCGCCGAUCGUUGCUGCUCCUCGGAUACGACACCGGGAUACAGAUUUGGGACUGCACCGACCUUGGCGCCGUCUCCGAGAUGCUCAACCUCAAGUCUCCAACCUCCUCUUCCGCUGGUGUUGAUAUCGAACACCCCAUUUAUGCGACCAUAUUGCCCCCGCCCUCGGCAUUGAGACCUGCAGCGACCUCGAAACGCGAUACAAGAUCGACUGAAGAUCAAUACGCCGACGCGCGACCUUUACUUGGGAUGCUAUCAUGCAACGGCAGAGACUACAGCGACGACGCGCUCGUGAUCUACUCCCUUCGCCGUCACGGCGAAGUGACGCGUAUCCCGUUUCACGGCCAAGGCGUCGCGCGGGUCGAAGCCAGCGCGGAAUUCGUUGUCGUCAGUACGAUCUCGCCCCCGACGCUGCACGUCCUCUGCUCUCGCACCUUCACGACUUUACAGGCCAUCCCAUCCUCACAUCUCGCACCCCCCUUCGCGCACCCGCUCGCCCCGCGCGUCUCACGCUCCAUCUCCAUCUCCGUCUCCGUCUCCAACGCGUUCUCCCGCACCCCGCCCGCCGACCCGGCCCCCACUACCGCGGACGACGCCACUCCCUUUCGCGCCAAUAUACCCCAGCCUGUCUUCUCGCUCUCCCAUCGCCUUCUCGCUUAUGCCUCUUCCCCGCCGACGGCGCCAGAAGGACCGAGGCCUUCUCCGCCGCUUCAGCACCCUUCCUCCUCCGUCUCUGCUUUCGGGAUCACGCAGGCUGAUAUCGGAAAUACGGCGUUACGCGUUGGAGGGUCGGUUUUUGGUGGGAUGAAGGCGCUCGGCGGGAUGGCGAUCAGCGCGAUCCAGCAGCGCGCGGCACCUGCAGAGGACAGGGACAGGGACAGGGACAGGGACAGGGGCCGCGACCGGGAGAAGAAGGAGAAGGAGAAGGGCGCCGCGGGCGUGUCGAAGAGCGCGCCUAGCGCGAUAUCCGCGGAGCCGAUCGUGGGGAUCAGCCGGCGGACGUCGACGGGCCCGGAAACGAGCGCGCCGUCGUCGUCGUCGACGGCCUACGUGUCUAUCGUGGACCUCGCCUCGUUGACGUUGACGAACGACAAACGCGGUCGGUCGAGACUCGACCCGUUCUCCCGCUUCGUCGCGUGGCGCGAUCAGCCCGUGUCUGAACUCCAGUUCGCGCCGGACGGGACGACGCUCGCGGUCUCGCGCAGGGACGGUACGGUCGUGCGCGUGUUCAGGGUCGGCGCGAUCAAGGUUGCGAGUCGGGACGCGGAAGACUUCGAACCGGCGGCGGUGUACGAGCUGAAGCGCGGGCGGACGAGCGGCGUCGUCGAGGACGUCGUCAGCGCGCGGGACGAGCGCUGGAUCGCGAUCGGGACGAGGGCGCGCACCGUGCACGUGUUCGCGACGAACCCGUACGGCGGACCCGCGGACGAUCGGAGUCACCUGGAGGGCCGGGUCCGUAACUGCGUCGAGUUGCAACCCCUGUCGACGGAGCUGUCGCCCCUCGUGCGCCUGCGCGCGCCCAAGCCCGGCGCGCAGGACCGUCCGCCGCCGCCGCCGCUCGCCUUCUCCUUCGUCGACCGCGCGCACACCGCGCUUCCGGGGCACCUGCUCCCCCCCGCGCUCGCCGUGCCGAGCGCGUCGCGCCCGCGAACGACGUCGACGGCCUCCGCCGCGUCGCCCGGGCUCCUCCCGCUCUUGCCGUCGCACCCCGCGCUGCGCCGCCCGCGGAACUACCAGGACGUGCUGCUGUUCGACCCGGCCGACGGCGUGCUCAGCCUGCGCCGCGUCGUCGUCGAGAAGCGCGCGGCGGAUCACUAUCAUCACCGGUUAUCGCUCACGUCGCUCCCCGCCGCGCUGCCCGUUCCCGGCAGCGUGAGCGCGUCCGUCCCGGCCGGGUCGCCGCGCAGCUGGGGCAGCCGCGCGAGCCCGUCUGCGGUGGACGCGGCGGCGGCGGAGAAGCCGGUCAGGACGGAGCUGUACGCGAAGGAGAGCGUGUGCGCGACGUGGAAUCUCAGGCGGGGCGUCGAUUGGGGCGAGAUACGGAAGAAGUGGGCGGACGGGAAGGAGGGGGUACCGGCGCGGCGCCGUGCGAGGACGCCGCGAUCCGAGUGGCUGGCGCAGGCGGAGCUGUCGACGUUCUCGCGUGCGCCCCGGGUGCUGCCGCGGGCGAUAUAUCUCUCGCACCAGUUCUCGUUCUUCGCGCUCGGCGAGGACUACCACGCACUCGUUCGCAGGUACCAGCUCGAUGUGCCAGUGACCAAGGUCAGUGUGCGGCGCGAUGUCCAGAUUGUCGGAGGGAGCGGAGGAGGAGGAGGAGGAUUCGACCAGACGGCGUUCGCGCAGGACUUCCAUGGCGGACCGUCGUCGUCAUCCUCCGGGUUCGACGAGCCGCUAGCGUCCGCGAUGUCGGCCGGGCUGGAUUACGAUAGCAGGAGCUCGCCGCCGGUGCUGCCCAUGUAUCCCAACGGCCUUGGAGGCGGCGGAUCGUCGCUGCCGAAGGGAUAUGGCGUCCCGAUCCGGUCGAUGGCCGCAGGUCUGAGCGAUGGGAUGAGCGAGGGACUUGGGCGGUUGAGGCGCGAGAUGGGCCGGGUGCGGUCGCCGCGGAUGGUGCCGGUACAAGGGUCGGAGGGACCCGUGCCGUUGGAGUUCGACGAGGUUGACGAGGAGGACUUCGUGGCGCCCUCGGUGGCGAGGAGGCGGGCGCAGACAGCGACGGAGGAGGAGGAGGAUGUCGCGUGGAAGGGUUGGGAGGCGGACGAUAUGCCCACGAUCGAGGAGGCGGAACGGUUCGAUGAUCUAGUAGUAGGGUUUAUGGAUGAGGAGCAGGCGCAUAGGACGGUCAGGGUACGCGCGCAGCAGCAGACGCCGACCCAGCCGACGGAGGCGAACAAGAAGGUGAGGAGGAAGAAGUGGUAGAAGUAGGCAGUAAAGCAAAGAUGUACACUCCUUUGAAGAAGCAAAUGUAAGCUAGGUGUCAA
This is a messenger RNA of Punctularia strigosozonata HHB-11173 SS5, 3806 nucleotides long. RefSeq lists its product as uncharacterized. Gene Ontology annotation, cellular component: cytoplasm. The transcript has 7 exons. Gene Ontology annotation, molecular function: protein binding. NCBI's taxonomy places the organism in Eukaryota, Fungi, Basidiomycota, Agaricomycetes, Corticiales, Punctulariaceae. Bases 49 to 3744 code for a protein of 1231 amino acids. Gene Ontology annotation, biological process: autophagy; response to starvation. The record is from RefSeq and is a predicted model, not a curated record.